Molecule: messenger RNA, 4403 nt
Organism: Papilio polytes (common Mormon)
Lineage: Eukaryota; Metazoa; Arthropoda; Insecta; Lepidoptera; Papilionidae
Gene: scat
Product: vacuolar protein sorting-associated protein 54
Exons: 2
Coding region: 152-2818 (888 amino acids)
Biological process (GO): retrograde transport, endosome to Golgi; Golgi to vacuole transport
Cellular component (GO): GARP complex
Molecular function (GO): syntaxin binding
Source: RefSeq, a predicted model, not a curated record
UUUGUCUGUCAUUUAUAUUUUAUCACCAUGUUCUUGUGUGAAGUCGCUGUAGGAAUAGACCAAGAGUUCAGAUGAUAAUGAAAAUUUCAAAGGAUAUGUUAUAUUUAUUCAUCAUUGCUUUGUUGUAGUUACUGUGAGGAACAAAGAUGUUAUGGAGGACAAGUCCCUAUCAUCUAAAACGACGCCUACAUGGCAAAACUGCGUCCACUGUCCGAGCUUGCUGUUUAGCAGCGCUUUGGAAUUUGAAAGGCAUGUUAAGGACAAGCAUAGCUUAAAGGAGGGAUCAAUUAUACUAUGUCAAUAUGGACAAAACGGUAUAUGCUCCGCUCUACAGUUUGGUGACUUACGAAAAGCUGGUUUUAAAUACCAUGUGAGGGAAUAUCAUCUGUAUGCUAAAGGCAAUUCAGAAGAUUGGACAUUUUAUUCAUCAUCACAAAAUCUUCCAGCUGUGUUAAAUGAUCCUAAUAAGGGUAAACAAAGUAAUUUUUUUACUAAAACAUGGGGUGACAGUUUCGUUGAAAAAAUCGAAAUUCACCCUAGCCCAUACUUACCAGAUAUAGGUUUAUCACAUUUUGAGUCAUAUUGUAAAAAAAUUUCAAGAAGGUAUCGAAGACACUGUCAAUUAAAGGAAGCCCCACCUGUCAAAAGUAAGCUCAAGGUUACUGUAGCCGAAGAAAAUAUCUGUGAAGUACCAAACAUAUUUUAUUCACAAACAUUACCUUUAAAUGAUCCACAAAUAUUUAGUCAAGUUUUUCCAGGUCUUUCAAAGUCAUCAGACUCUAGCUCUGCAAUUAGAUCUCUUCAGGAAACAUUGAGUACUUACUUGGAUGUCAUAGAGAUGAAAAUAUCAAAACAAGUUGCCCAAAAGUCUGAUGCAUUUUUUCAUGCUAUGCUUUCACAUGAUACUAUCAUGGAACAGAUGGCAAAAGCAGUUAAAACAGUGCAGAAUACUAGGUGCAAUAUUACAACCGUCAAAAAUAACUUAACACAAUGUCCCCUGCAAUUGAUAAGCUUUACAAGAAUUAAUAAUAACUUAAAUAAUGUGCAUGAGUUAUUAAAACUAAUAGGAACAGUUCAGCAAACACAACCCAUGAUACAACUGUUACUUAGUACAUCAGACUAUGUAGCCGCUCUAGAUUUAAUAAGUUCUACGCAAAAAGUCUUAUCAACUCGCCUUUCAGGCAUACAAGCUUUCCGUCAUCUUUCCCCACAACUGACUGAAAUGAGAAGAUUGAUACAUAAAAUGUUGAGUAAUGAAUUUCUAAGAUUUGUUGUGACUGAUUUAAAUAGACCACUUAUAGAUCAUACUGAUUUACCAGACAGGGACAAAAUAGUUUCCAUAGUAUCUGGUAUACUUCGCCUCAAGGAAUUUGAUUUCCUCGAUAUCUUUAAAGCUGAAGCAAUGACAUCAAUUCAAGCAACUAUUAAACAAUGUGUCAUAGAAAUAAUCUCUGAAAGGGAUGGGAACAAUGAAAUAGUACUGAGAGGCUCUCAGUCUGAUAACACUUGGCUUAUGUGCAAUGAAGGUAUUGUUUUUCUACAAAAAGUUACACCAAACUUGGUUAUCAUUUUUAAAAGAAUUUUGUGUUUGAGCAGCUUAAUUUUAGAUAUCAGUCAGAUGGAUGAUGUAACUGGCAAUGAGAGUGAAGAAAUGUGGACACAAGAGGAGAUAGCGUCUAUAAGCGAUAAGAUUAAGAAGAUGAUAGGUUCCCUCUCAGAUUACUGCAAUGAAAGAUGUGCCAAUCUUAUAGUGACCAAGACUGAUAAGGAUUAUAUAUUUUCAGAUCUUACACAGUUGGCUAAAUUAACAGAAUUAAUAGACACUUUUUCUAAUGAGUGUGAAAAAAUAACUGGACAUUACAGCAACACAAUGAAGUUGGCAUUAAGAAGUGUUGCAAUGAAAUAUAUACAGAGUCUGCAUACAGAACGUAGGAUGCAGCUCACCAAUACUUUAAAUGCUGAGAGAUGGAAAAUAGCUGAUGUUCCCUAUGAAUUGCAAAGUGUUGUUCAUAAAAUUUGUGAAUUUGGUAAAAUACCACAUACACUUCAAUAUGAAAGUGGAAAACCAGAUGGAAAGUACUUAGUUAUCAAUAAAGAAAACUAUGCAGUUGUGGCUACAGUUCAACUUCUAAUUAAGAUUCUACUAGAGUAUUGUGAUGCUACAAAGCAAUCUCCAGACAUAGUACAAUAUUUAGUGCAUUGUAUGUUAGAACUUAUAAGAUUAUUUAAUUCCCGCUGUUGUCUGCUGGUUUUAGGAGCUGGAGCAAUACAAAGUGCAGGACUAAAAACAAUUUCCACAUCAAAUCUAGCUCUUGUGUCGCGAUCAUUGCAAGUUGUUUUAUGGCUUUUGCCUCUGAUAUUAGAUUUGCUAGACAAGUUACAUUCUAAAGAAUUAACAUUAAAUGGUUUUACCAAUAUAGAAAAUGAUCUAGUUAGCCAUAAACAAGAAAUAGAGAAUAAAAUUUGCAUUAUAGUUAGUACAAUGCUCAGUUCACAACUGACCAGUUGGGAUGCAAAACCUCCAGUUCCUUCUCAGACAUUCCGGAAUAUAUCAAAGCACUUGGUGAAAUUGCAUGAAGCACUUAUUGAUAUCCUGCCCAUAGAACAAAUAAGGUCCAUUUAUAUGAAAGUACAUGAUAAUUUCAAAGACAAAUUAAGAGAACAAUUAGUCAAAAUGAACAUAGUAGCCAAUGGUAGUCCUCAGCAUGGGGUGGUCACCUCUGAGCUAACAUUUUAUCUUCAAACUCUGAAAACUCUUAGGAUAAUAAAUGAAAAUGAUACUGAAGAUAACAUACUGUAUGAUAUCUGGUUGAAUUAAAAUAUAUGUACAUAGUGGAUUAAAGGUUAUUGUAUGUGUAAAAAUGUAGUAAGAAGUCAUCGUAAAGUAUUUUACUAGCAAAUAAAGAAGUUUGACUUCUAGUCAUGUCAUAAUGAACUAAUUAUUUGUACGGCCUUUUAUACUUUCACAUUGUAGGUUGGUGGCAACUUUUUAUAUUUUUUUUUUUACAUUAAUGCAAAGUAAUAGCAAAUUUAAAUAACAAUAACUUAUACUUGAUUUUAUCAGAGAUACUUUUUGUUUUAACAAUUAUGUUAAUUUUUAUAUUACAUUAGUCAUUAAAUAAUAAUAAUUUGGAAAUAACCUGGUAAUUCUAAAUUAGGGAAAAUGAAAGGUUUAAUUAAGAUAAUGGCUGGCAUUGAAACUUUCAUUUAUAAUGUGUGAAACCAAAGUUACUUCUUAAUACUGCAGUUUAAAGUAUUUUUACCCACCUGUUUUUCAUUAUCCUCAGUUGCUAUUGCUAUUUUGAUGAAAAUAAUAGAUGUGGGGAAUAUUUGUUAUGAGACAGGUGUUGUACAUUCCAUUAUUUUCACUUGUAAUAUUUUGUUAUAGCUUUUAGUGUGGUGCUUAGAAUCUCUACUUUUGUCAUUGAAAAAUAAUAGUGGACACGAAAUUACAAUCAAUUGUUUGAUUGUCAAAACGAAACGGAAUAUUAGUUUAGGAAUAUAUGGAGAUUGCAUGAAGUAAGGUGAUGACAAUUGUAACUGCAGAACUGUCUUGUAAUAAUCAGGGGAUUUGCAAUCUAAAAUAAACAUAUGUGUGAUAUAUAACAAGUGAAUAGAGCUUCAACUUGCUAACGAUUCACACGCAGGCAGAACUUAGGAAGAAGGUGUUUGGAUGGUAGGUAGUAAAGGUCUUAUUUGUUUAAAAAUGGCUACAUUUAUAUAUAUAUCAAUUUUUAAAGCAUUCAUAUCUUUUAUUUGUUAGAGGUAAAAAAAAACAUGGUUGAUUAAAAUUCAAACCUUAACAUUAAAUUAUUACCAAGUUAUGAUUUUCAUGGAAUUGUUAAUUUGCAUGAACUAUUUUUUAUUAUGUUGUCACGUAAAACCUUUAAAACCAGAUAAAAAUAAUCAAUGAAUGUUUAUUACGAAUACGUAUUUAACAUGUAUGUAGCAUAAAUAUUGUGUAUGCUACAAAAUGGUGCUUUUAAAUUUGUGUCAUCUUUGUAUCGUCAUGGCUAAAAAUGUUGAGAUAAAAAAAUAAGUAAACAUCGCAUUACCUUUUAAAUACAUGCUGAUAUUGUAAAGUGUCCGAUAAUGUAAUACAACUGUGUGAUAUAAUUUAAAUAAACAAUUUGUUUUAUAGAAGUAAGUUUAAAUUAUGUUUGAUAUAUUCGAUAUGUAAUGUUCGUAAAUUCUUCAUUAAAUAAGUCAAAGAUGGUUUUGAUUUUUUACAACUAUUUCAUCUUUUAAAACAGGUAUGAUUUGUUGAACUUGUUGACAUUAGAAAGUAUUAAACUUUUCAUAUCUUGCUCAUGGCGUUUCGCAUAGGUGCUGAUUCGCUUUCGCGUCAGUGUGUUACAGGCCUGAGGCUUAGGUGGAAUAAAAAAUAAAUGGUAAUUAUUAAU